UUUUACAUGUAUAUUUGAGCAACAGUCAUUCUUUAUCAUCAGUCGUCUUCCAGAAAGCCAGUAGUGAAAGUGUAUCGUGCUCGUAGGAAAAAUUUCAUCUUCACGCUAUGGAACAAAAAACUGACAUCGGCGUUAUUGGCUUAGCGGUCAUGGGUCGAAAUUUGGCACUGAACCUGACAGAUAAAGGAUUUUUUGUCAGCGUACAUAAUAGGACAACUCCAGAGGAACGUUUACUACAAGACUUCCUUGAAAAUGAAGCAAAACCCUUGGUCAGCGCAGGAAAGCUCAUUGGUUUCUUUGACUUACCGUCUUUUGUGGAAGGAAUUAAGCCACCGAGGCGUAUUCUCCUCAUGAUUAGCGCCGGACCGCCUGUUGAUUCCGUCAUUGCAGAAUUGGUGCCCCUUCUCGAACAAGGCGAUAUAAUCAUGGAUGGGGGUAAUUCCGAACAUGCGGACACUACACGCAGAUGCCGGGCCCUCCGCAAUAUGGGUUUGCAUUUUCUAGGGGUUGGUGUUUCGGGUGGAGAGGAGGGUGCUCGACAUGGUCCAUCUAUCAUGCCCGGAGGAAGUCUUGAAGGAUGGCUACAUACUAAAAAUAUUCUGCAAGCCAUCUCGGCAAAAGUGGAUGGAAAACCAUGUUGUUCUUGGAUCGGGACGGACACAGCUGGUAAUCCUACGUCCUCAGAAGGCGCUGGGCAUUUUGUUAAAACCGUCCACAAUGGCAUCGGGUAUGCCGAUAUGCAAUUACUUGCGGAAGCGUAUCACCUGAUGAAAGAUCUUCUAAACAUGGGACCUCCAGAUAUAGCUCAGGUAUUUGAUAGCUGGAACGCUGAAAACCUAGAGUGGCGAUUGCUGGAAAACACGGCUGAAAUUCUCAGAUUUAAGGACGAGUAUGGUGAGUAUCUUAUCGACAAAAUACGCGAUGCAGCUGCCCAGAAAGGUACGGGUAAGUGGGCCGUGAUUGAAGCUGCUAAUGCUGGUAUACCAGCUAAUGUGAUUGCGGAGUCAGUUUUCGCAAGAUUCAUCUCUGCUUCCAAAAACGAACGUGUUGCAGCGUCAACACAGCUAGUUGGACCCACUUUGCAGAAGUUCGAAGGUGAUCAUAGCACAAUGAUUGAUGACAUAAGAAAGGCUGUCCAAGCGUCGAAAAUAAUUCUUUACGCUCAAGGAUUUAUGCUUCUUCAGGAAGGUCUACCGAAACUGUUUGGGUGUCAUUUAAAUUGCGCUGAUUUAGCACAAAUGUGGAGAGGCGGUUGUGUUAUUCGAAGCAAGUUUCUCGAUCACGUCAAAAAUGCUUUUGUUCUCAAUCCUCAACUAAAGAACUUGAUGAUGGAUGAAUAUUUCAGCCGGGAGUUGGCUGAGUGCCAACUAGCUUGGCGCCGAGCUACAGUAACAGCCAUAAACCAUGGGAUUCCAACGCCAGCGUUCUGUUCAGCGCUCUCUUACUAUGACAGCUUUCGAUGUCCGCGCCUUCCUGCCAAUUUAUUACAGGCUCAGCGCGAUUUUUAUGGUGCUCAUACAUUCGAAUUACUGGAACAUCCUGGCGUGUUUCUACACAACGAUUGGACUGGAGUGAAACCAAAAUGAAUUCACCUUCUUGUAAUUCUAGGAAUUUUUAUUAGUACCAAAAAAUAGUAAUAAAAUAAGCUGAACAGAAUUGAAGCAAAGGAAUGGUUCAUCUUGUAGCAACUAGUAGAAACAGGAUUAAUACACUGCUCUACUUACAAA
Molecule: messenger RNA, 1727 nt
Organism: Daphnia carinata
Lineage: Eukaryota; Metazoa; Arthropoda; Branchiopoda; Diplostraca; Daphniidae
Product: 6-phosphogluconate dehydrogenase, decarboxylating-like
Exons: 12
Coding region: 108-1586 (492 amino acids)
Biological process (GO): pentose-phosphate shunt, oxidative branch; pentose-phosphate shunt
Cellular component (GO): cytosol
Molecular function (GO): phosphogluconate dehydrogenase (decarboxylating) activity; NADP binding
Source: RefSeq, a predicted model, not a curated record